Prinia subflava (tawny-flanked prinia) is the source of this 5557-nucleotide messenger RNA. RefSeq names its product ATP binding cassette subfamily B member 1 (gene ABCB1). Bases 589 to 4449 code for a protein of 1286 amino acids. Gene Ontology annotation, cellular component: membrane. Lineage: Eukaryota; Metazoa; Chordata; Aves; Passeriformes; Cisticolidae. The record is from RefSeq and is a predicted model, not a curated record. Gene Ontology annotation, biological process: transmembrane transport. The transcript is spliced from 31 exons. Gene Ontology annotation, molecular function: ABC-type oligopeptide transporter activity; ATP hydrolysis activity; ATP binding.
AACUAAGUAUGAAGCUGGGUCAUUUCCUUUGAAUUUCUCUUUUAACGUCAUUAGCAGAGCUUGUGGUUCUGUUGCUUGUGCAGAGUGAAGGCAGGUAGCUCUUUUUAUUUUUCCCAGCAUAUCUAGUAGAGGAUUUUCCAUACUUUUGAUAAAAACUGAAGCCAUUUGUGAACCACGCUGAAUAACCUGUGGCACGAAGUCAAUAACGGAGCUUUUAUCCAGUGAGAGACACAUAAGCAGGUGUUCAGCUGUCUGGGAUCCAAGACAAAAGUGUAACCAUCUUUCAGACUUUUGAGGAAAUUGCUUAAUUUGGAGCAAGAACUGCAAAGAAGUUCAUAAAAUGGGCUUCUGCAAGAUGGGUAAUGUUUUCCUGGAUUACAUUUAGAAGAUGGGAAAGGAAGCAAAAGAUUGAAACAAUGUUUUGGUGUUACCUGGUUUCAUUCUCACUGUGUAUCCAAGAAUGGAUUCAUCCUUAACAGUUACUUUGAGCAUUGAGCAACAUCUCUAAAAAGGUUUGAAUAAUUUUUCAGAGGAGUAGACACAAACUGGGAAAAAGCUUUCACGAAAACUACCUUCAAUAAAUUUAAAAUGCCUUCUGAAGAUGAAAAGAAGUAUACCGCAGAUGGAAACAGUCAUGAGCUCGCUGCAUCCAGCCAGGGCCAUGAAUCUGAAGACCAACACAAGGCAAAGAAGAAGCAGAAGAAAGGGGAAAAACCUAAGGUGGUCAGCCCACUUACACUGUUUCGAUACUCCAGCUGGUCAGAUAAAUUAUUAAUGAUACUAGGCACUCUGCUGGCAGUAGUCCAUGGAAGCAGUCUCCCUGUUGCGAUGGUAAUUUUUGGUGAUAUGACUGAUAGUUUUGUUGCUUCUGGAAACAAAAGUUUUGCAGGAAACAUUUCACUACAGAAUUUUACUUCAGAAAUACUUCACAAGCUGGAAGAAGAUAUGACAAGAUAUGCAUACUACUAUUCUGCAAUAGCAGCUGGUGUUCUUCUUGCUGCUUAUAUUCAGACUUCAUUUUGGACCUUAGCAGCAGGUCGGCAAAUAAAAAAAAUUAGAGAAAAAUUUUUUCAUGCAAUUAUGAGACAGGAAAUUGGAUGGUUUGAUGUAAAUGAUGUGGGAGAACUUAACACUCGUCUUCUAGAUGAUGUCUCCAAGAUUAAUGAUGGAAUAGGUGACAAGAUUGGAUUGCUUGUUCAAGCAAUAACAACAUUUGUGACAGGAUUUAUUGUUGGUCUCAUAAGAGGAUGGAAAUUAACCCUGGUAAUACUAGCAGUUAGUCCUGUCCUGGGACUUUCAGCAGCCCUCUGGGCAAAGGUUCUCUCUGCUUUCACUGACAAAGAACAAGCUGCAUAUGCAAAAGCAGGUGCUGUUGCAGAAGAAGUUCUGGCAGCAAUCCGUACUGUAAUAGCUUUUGGAGGACAGGAAAAAGAAAUUAAAAGAUACCACAAAAAUUUAGAAGAUGCUAAACGGAUUGGAAUAAGAAAGGCUAUUACAGCUAAUAUUUCUAUGGGUGCUGCUUUCUUACUGAUAUAUGCAUCAUAUGCACUGGCAUUCUGGUAUGGAACUACUUUGGUCUUAACUGAUGAUUAUACUAUUGGCAAAGUUCUUACAGUCUUUUUCUCUGUAUUGAUUGGAGCUUUCAGUAUUGGACAGACUGCCCCAAGCAUAGAGGCAUUUGCUAGUGCAAGAGGAGCUGCCUAUACAAUCUUUAAUAUAAUAGACAAUGAACCUCAAAUUGACAGCUAUUCAGAGACAGGUUACAAACCAGACCACAUAAAAGGGAACUUGGAAUUCAAAAAUGUUUACUUCAAUUAUCCAUCCAGACCAGAUGUUGAGAUACUGAAGGGCUUGAAUCUCAAGAUUAAUUCUGGCCAGACAGUGGCCCUGGUUGGUGGCAGUGGCUGUGGGAAAAGUACAACUGUUCAGCUCAUCCAGAGAUUUUAUGAUCCCAAGGAAGGCAUGGUUACCAUUGAUGGGCAGGAUAUUAGGACCUUAAACGUAAGGUAUCUGCGGGAGGUUAUUGGUGUGGUGAAUCAGGAGCCCGUGCUCUUUGCCACUACUAUUGCAGAAAAUAUUCGUUAUGGCCGUGAGAAUGUCACCAUGGAGGAGAUUGAAAAAGCCACCAAGGAGGCAAAUGCUUAUGACUUCAUCAUGAAGCUACCCAAUAAGUUUGAAACUGUGGUUGGAGAAAGAGGGGCACAGCUGAGUGGAGGCCAGAAGCAAAGAAUAGCAAUUGCCCGAGCUCUGGUUCGCAAUCCUAAAAUUCUUCUGCUUGAUGAGGCAACAUCAGCUUUGGAUACUGAGAGUGAAUCAAUUGUGCAGGCAGCACUGGACAAGGCAAGGGAGGGACGCACUACGGUUGUGGUAGCUCAUCGGCUGUCAACGGUGCGAAAUGCAGAUCUGAUCGCUGUGUUCGAAGGUGGAGUCAUCACAGAGCAGGGGAAUCAUGCAAAAUUGCUUGAGAGAAAGGGAAUCUACCACAAACUUGUUAACAUGCAGACAAUAGAAGCUGAAGUUCCAUCAUCAGAAAAUCAUGACAAUGCAGAUAGUGUCAAAAACAGUGAAUCUGAAGCAGAAUUUGAAGAAUCCUUAACUAAAGGAUUGAGAAGACGAUCAACUCGGAGAAGCAUGAAAAAGCCAGGAGAGCAAAAUGAUAGUCCUGAUGAGGAAAAAACUUCACCUGCUGAAGAAGUACCUCCAGCUUCAUUUCUGAAAAUUAUGAAGUUGAACAAAACUGAAUGGCCAUACUUUGUAGCUGGAACCUUGUGUGCAAUUAUCAAUGGAGCUUUACAACCUGCCUUUGCAAUCAUAUUUUCUGAAAUUAUAGGGAUUUUUUCAGAGACUGACAAGGACCUGUUAAGAAAACAGAGCAACUUAUAUUCACUGCUGUUUUUAGCACUUGGGAUCAUUUCCUUUUUUACUUUCUUUGUUCAGGGUUUUGCAUUUGGCAAAGCUGGAGAAAUUCUUACAAUGAGGCUUCGAUUCAUGGCAUUUAAAGCAAUGCUUAGACAGGAUAUGGGCUGGUUCGAUAAUCCUAAAAAUAGCACUGGAGCAUUAACUACAAGACUUGCUAAUGAUGCCUCUCAAGUGAAAGGAGCAACUGGUGUCAGACUAGCAUUAAUUGCCCAAAACAUAGCCAACCUUGGAACUGGAAUUAUUAUAUCAUUAGUUUAUGGCUGGCAGCUGACCCUGCUACUUUUAGCUGUUGUGCCCAUCAUUGCAGUGGCUGGAAUGAUUGAAAUGAAGAUGUUGGCUGGACAUGCUAAGAAAGAUAAACGAGAGCUGGAAACUGCAGGAAAGAUUGCCACAGAAGCAAUAGAAAAUAUUAGAACUGUUGUUAGCUUGACUCGAGAAAGAAAAUUUGAGUCGAUGUAUGGAGAACAUCUGAUUGUACCAUACAGAAAUUCUGUGAAGAAGGCACAUAUAUUUGGUUUUUGUUUUGCCCUUUCACAAGCAAUGAUGUUCUUUACCUAUGCCGGCUGUUUCCGAUUUGGUGCCUAUCUAGUGGUAAAUGAUCUUAUGGAGUAUAAGGAUGUAUUUUUAGUGUUUUCAGCUGUUGUAUUUGGUGCAAUGGCACUAGGACAAACCAGUUCUUUUGCUCCAGACUAUGCCAAAGCCAAGAUAUCAGCAGCCCACUUGUUUAUGCUGUUUGAGAGAGUGCCCUCAAUAGACAGUUACAGUGAGGAAGGAGACAAGCCUGAAACAUUUGAGGGAAAUAUAACAAUCAAAGACAUGGCAUUUAACUACCCAAACCGACCAGAGGUCAAAAUUCUCCAAGGUUUGAAUCUAAAAGUAGAGAAGGGACAAACUCUGGCUCUUGUUGGCAGCAGUGGCUGUGGAAAGAGCACCGUUGUUCAGCUGCUGGAAAGAUUUUAUGACCCACUUGAUGGAGAAAUGCUUUUUGAUGGCAAAAAUGCAAAGGAACUGAAUAUCCAGUGGUUGAGAGCUCACAUUGGUAUUGUCUCACAAGAACCAAUCCUGUUUGACUUCACUAUUGCUGAAAAUAUUGCCUAUGGAGAUAACAGUCGGCAGGUGUCCUUUGAGGAAAUUGUUAGUGCAGCAAAAGAAGCCAAUAUUCAUUCCUUCAUUGACUCACUGCCAGAUAAAUACAAUACCCGUGUAGGAGACAAGGGAACCCAGCUCUCAGGGGGCCAGAAACAACGUAUUGCUAUUGCCCGAGCUCUUGUACGCAAGCCUCAAAUUCUGCUUCUGGAUGAAGCUACUUCUGCCUUAGACACAGAAAGUGAAAAGAUUGUCCAGGAGGCGCUGGAUAAAGCUCGAGAGGGGCGUACGUGCAUCGUGAUAGCUCACCGCCUCUCCACCAUCCAAAACGCGGACAAGAUCGCCGUGGUGCAGAAUGGCAGGGUCAUAGAGCAGGGCACCCAUCAGCAGCUGCUGGCUGAAAAAGGCGUUUACUAUUCCCUGGUCAAUGUUCAAAGUGGGUAAUGCAACAUCCCAGUUAAAGGCAGCACUUAUCCCUGAAUUGUCACUGGGGCUACUUUGGUCAUUGUAAUUCAAUACCAACAGUCAGUCUUGAUAUUUUUGGUUUUCUUCAUUCCUUUCAUAAGUUAUGCAAACCCUAGAAAUAAGUAAAUGUGUACCAGUUUCUCACUACUAGUUUUCAUUAUUCAAACCUCUUUUCUAUGUGGCCAAAGCAGAUGCCCAUUGCACUUAUGAAAGUAGAAGCAUGCUAAGCCAAAUGUAAUUAAUAUUAUCUUGCUUUGAACUCUUUCAAAAAUCACAUUAGUUAUGUGUAAGCCACUUGGAAAUAUUUUCAUGCUCAUUAAAAACAGUUCUACUCUUGUCAGAAAUAAACCUCAAGCCUUAUCCUCACUGUGCCUUUGUAAGACAGUCAGUCCUGGCCUAUAAGGUGUUAUAAGAACUUGUAGGUGAGCUGAAGUUUGAUUCCAGAUGUCUGUUGUUACGAUGUGGAGUUUCAGCCUGGGAUGUCAUUGAAAAUAUGGGCACAGGCUGAAAACAAAGGUCCCAGAACUGUAAGUAACUUACUGAUAGGUAGUUACUGAUCAUUGAAGAGCUGCAACCUUAAGAGAUGGAAAAAGACUGCUUGAAAUGAAACAGAAAUUAAACAGUAGAUAAGGAAAAAACCCAAGACCACAAGUAAUGGGCAAGACAAGGCAUCUGCUGCAGCCUGGGAAAGUACUCUCCACAAGUCUCUCAAAAUCCUCAGAGUCAGAGGUCAACAACUAAGAGCUCUCUAAAGACUGCAGUAUUUUAUACAAGGUGAAAAUCCCGGAUUUUGACUUGGAGGAGGGGGAAGGAAGGCAUCCUUUUCAGUGCUGACAUCCUUGGUUGAAGAGCUCUUGACCCUGAGCACUGCCAUGACUGAGAUUCUCAAGGACUGUAACCAUUGGUGCUGAAUUCUUGGCAUCGGCUCCGGGUUAUUGUAUAUUAUUUGCUAAUACAGGACGGCUGUUAAGGUCUAACUGCUUUGAAUAUGGAGUAAUAUUGAUUAAUAAUUAUUAAUAACUAAACAGUAAAAAUGUAUUUUAUUAGUGACUAUUUAUGCAGUAAAGUUUUGUUUUUAAGUUUAAAA